AGUGUGAUGCGUAUAUGUUCCGUGUCCGUGUUAUCCGUUAAGGUCUUGGUUAGUUCCCACAUGAAAUAGCGGCUGCAGUCUUUUGAUAGCUAGCUAAACAGCGAACCCAUUAGCAGUUAGUGACAUUUGUACAUUAUUUCGGCUAUACCAGCUGACAAAUAUCCGUUUCACAGAGGCAGGUACCUUAAUUAGCCUAACAGUCUUUGGAACUACAUUGCCCUGUUUCCUCGGUAGUGUGGUGAUGCGACGUGUCGUAAAAUUUCAGUUAACCACAACCCCAACGAGCGAGAUGGACACUCCAAGAGACGCUUGACACUUUCGGUGUUUUAGCUUGAUUUCUCAGUCGAAAUGCUUGUCCAUUAACGGGCUUCGUUGACUCACGGACGCGUGUGAUGAACAUGGAGGACAUGGACGAGGACCGUUUGGACAUGAACGACGACCACAACCACAACUGUUUCGCGAGCAGCGACAACGUCCACCCGUAUCUGAGACACCAGCUGACGGAUGUAACAACGGUUCCCCAACCGCUGCUGUGCUCCGCGGUGCCCGGAGGAGAGCCGCCGGGUGGGGGGAGGCAGUGGCCCGGCGGCGGCACCGGUGCACCGCGAUUUAUGGACUCAGACUCGAGCAGUGAGAGCGAAGUCAGCGAGACGGACUGCACCGCUCCGUCCUGCUCUGUAGCCGGGAAAUUCACCCUCAACUCCGCUUCAAAGUUUCUUUUGAAUGCAAUGGCUGUAGAAGACUACCGGAAAAAUCACUGGCCAAACCUGGAGAAGGUGAUUGAUCUUCUACUCAUUCAAAAACCCACGGACCACAUCUCCAUUUCUUAUGCACAGAUAUACAGUUACGUCUACAAGUGUGUCUGUCAACAGCACUCUGAGCUUCUCUACAAUGAUUUGACAUCGAAAAUCACAGCUCAUCUGCAGCGCGUCUCCUCACAUUUACAGGCCAGUCCACCUGAGGACUUCAUCGAGAACUUCAACCUUGCACUGACCCAAUACACGGCUUCCCUUCAGUGUAUAGUUCCUGUAUUUAUGUACAUGAACAAGUUCUAUAUUGAGACAAAGCUAAACAGAGACCUAAGGGAGGAUCUGAUGAAGCUGUUUGCAGAUCAUGUUGCAGAAAAACACGUGAACACACUGAUGCCUCUUCUCAUCAAAGCCCAUUCCAUGCCCUUUCAAGUCCAACCCUCAACCAUGGCCAGUGUGGUGAAAGGCCUGUACAGUCUGCGGCCAGGUUGGGCUCAGUUAGCCCCGGCUCUCUUCUCUGGAUUUAUUCCCCAAAUCAACCCUCCUGCUGUGGAGUCUCAGCUGUCUGACUACGCCGCUCACGACCAGAAGCUGCAGAUGGAGCUCUUCAUGAACGGAUUCCCACGGGGGGACCAAUCUCGUAAGCGGGCCAGCGAGGACUCCUGAUGGAUAGGUCCAGCAUCGCCAGACAAUGUCUCAAAAUUAUCACUGUGCCUCCCACAUCUUUAUCCGCAACUGGCUCAUUGCACUAGGUACAAUGUUAACAAUGUCUCGUUUUCAUCUGUCCGAACUCAAGGUCAGAAAACACUGUGAACAAUAAAAAUGUCCUGAUGUUGAGUCGCCGAGCAGCGAUGGAAUAUUUUUCUUAGACCACAUCGCUCUGAACAGCACAGUGUUCCCAGUAUGGUGCUUUCCGGCUUGAUCUGAAAGCACCCACCGUCAUUAUUUGUUAGCUGCUACUGGUUAUGCUUGGAGGGAUUUAUCCAUAUUUUUUCUUCAUGUGAAGAGUGCCUUUUGCAUGUCUGUGCUCGUCAGACAUGAAGAGGAAUGGCUUGAUAAUGGAUUCUUCAUUCCCAUCUUUUAACAUGGGGACUGUCCUUGAUAAACUGGGCUAAUCAAGUCUCAACACUGCUGCUACUAAGACUGUUGAUAUGUUAACAGCCAUAGGUUUCACUCACUGUAACUCACUUGUUCCAUUCAAACAGAAUCAAUACAUAUCACAAAAAGCUAGAUGCAAACUCACUGAAAAAGGGUCAUAGAAUCUUACAACUUUAGCAUCUUUUCUCCUUUUGGCAAGAAAUGGAUGUAACAGAGGAAAUAAGAACUGCAGAUUUCAGCGUUGACUCUUUGUUUUCUUCAACUUGUUGCCUUCAGAAUGUAGGUAAACCAGGUUGUAUUCUCCAGGCAUGCCAAAGAGGAUUUGAAGUGCUUUUUCCCUUUUUUAUAAUGCAUUUGGAAUCAAACUGAUGGUGUGUUGUUGCUGCUGUACAGGUUAUUGUACCAAGUCACUGAGCCAGUUAAAUUUACGCAACUAAUUUUGGUUGACCCGAUCGUCCAUCAGGCCUGAGUCAAAUAGUAAUUUGAGAUAUUAUUUAUGGUUUAUUUUGACUCGGGUGCAGGAUGGGUGGGGUUUGCCUCAUAGGAUAUUAAACUAAGCACCACAAAACUUAGACAGAGAAGUUUUUGAAAAUCUCUUGGGUAGGUUUGGCAACUUAACUGAAUUAUUCCCAUACUAUAAAUGCUGCCAACCUUGUUACUCUAUUGAUGUCAAAAUAAAACAAAAACUAUAUGAAAAUACUGUUUGACUCAGGUCUGAUGUAGUUACCCGUCACAUAGCCCUAACAUGUACAGCCUAUAAAUGUUGUAAAUAGAUGUUGUCCGCAUGGUGAUCAGUAUACACUAGCUACUGUCACAGAUCAAUUUUUGUUAAAAGUUCAACUUGAAUAGCAGUAUUUGAUACAAGGUCUUACACUGUUUUAAGUGUAAUUAGAUGCUCAGGCUCGCUGUGUCUUUUUUGUUUCCCUCUGUUGGUGUUGGAAAUGGUUCUCUCAUUGUCUUAUGUACAGACUGUUUCAAAUAAACUAAUUUCAUUAAUUAUGCAUCA
Messenger RNA from Myripristis murdjan (pinecone soldierfish), 2853 nucleotides. RefSeq names its product CDK2 associated cullin domain 1 (gene cacul1). Lineage: Eukaryota; Metazoa; Chordata; Actinopteri; Holocentriformes; Holocentridae. Gene Ontology annotation, biological process: positive regulation of protein kinase activity; G1/S transition of mitotic cell cycle; ubiquitin-dependent protein catabolic process. Gene Ontology annotation, molecular function: ubiquitin protein ligase binding; protein kinase binding. The coding region runs from base 393 to 1415 and encodes 340 amino acids. The record is from RefSeq and is a predicted model, not a curated record. The transcript is spliced from 8 exons.